GCUAUAGUUGAGGCAAGAGCUUUGCGAUACCAACACCCGAGUUCACAGAGGGGCACAUAGGAACUCCUCUAGCAGAUCGCGGGCAUUUGGCCAGCCGCGUUCUCUCUUUACAAGCCCUAUAAUUUCCAUCCACAUUUGCAAACAAGCAGUCAACUUGCAACUCUUAAAGCUUAAAGGACACCAGACUCGCGAGCAGCUGAAGGCACCAAAAUGGGCCGGGCGGGAGGCGAGGGCCUGAAGGGCUAUUACCGUGCCAAGAUUGAGGAGCUUGAGCUGCAGGUCAAGGAUAAGACGCACAACUUGCGUCGCCUGGAGGCCCAGCGCAAUGAGCUCAACUCGCACGUCCGCAUGCUGAAGGAGGAGCUGCAGCUUCUACAAGAGCCGGGCUCCUACGUGGGCGAGGUUAUCAAGCUCAUGGGCAAGAACAAGGUGCUUGUCAAGGUGCACCCCGAGGGCAAGUACGUGGUGGACAUUGACAAGGACAUCUCCAUUGACGCGCUGAACCCGGGCGCCCGUGUGGCCCUGCGCAACGACUCGUACGCGCUGCACCUGGUGCUGCCCACCAAGGUGGACCCGCUGGUGUCGCUGAUGAAGGUGGAGAAGGUGCCCGACUCCACCUACGACAUGAUCGGCGGCGCUGAGCAGCAGAUCAAGGAGAUCAAGGAGGUGAUUGAGCUGCCCCUGAAGCACCCGGAGCUGUUUGAGAGCCUGGGCAUUGCGCAGCCCAAGGGCGUGCUGCUGUACGGCCCGCCCGGCACCGGCAAGACGCUGCUGGCCCGCGCCGUGGCCCACCACACCGACUGCACCUUCAUCCGCGUCAGCGGCAGCGAGCUGGUCCAGAAGUACAUCGGCGAGGGCAGCCGCAUGGUGCGGGAGCUGUUCGUCAUGGCGCGCGAGCACGCUCCCUCCAUCAUCUUCAUGGACGAGGUGGACUCCAUUGGCAGCGCCCGCACCGACAACAGCGGAGGAGGCGGAGACAGCGAGGUCCAGCGCACCAUGCUGGAGCUGCUCAACCAGCUGGACGGCUUCGAGGCCUCCAACAAGAUCAAGGUGCUCAUGGCCACCAACCGCAUCGACAUCCUGGAUGCGGCGCUGCUGCGGCCCGGCCGCAUCGACCGCAAGAUCGAGUUCCCCAACCCCAACGAGGCCGCGCGGCUGGACAUCCUCAAGAUCCACUCCCGCAAGAUGAACCUGACCCGCGGUAUCGACCUCAAGAAGAUCGCGGACAAGAUGGCGGGCUGCAGCGGCGCCGAGGCCAAGGCCUGCUGCACCGAGGCGGGCAUGUUUGCGCUGCGGGAGCGCCGCGUGCACGUGACGCAGGAGGACUUUGAGAUGGCGGUGGCCAAGGUGAUGAAGAAGGACAGCGACAAGAACAUGUCCAUCAAGAAGCUCUGGAAGUAAUUGGUUGGCGAGGAAUGGAGGGACAGCUAUGCAUAUACCGGCCAUCCUCUGGAAGGAUUUCCCUGAAAGCUUAUCAAUGAGUUAGGCACGUGGAAACACAGGUGGUGAGGGUUGCCGGUGGAGUAGAAAGCGGGUGUGGAGCGGACAGGGGGGAAUGUAGCCACCAUUCCCAGAAAGGGUUGAUUGGAGGCGGAGCUGGGGAGAGGACGUGAAGGCCAGGGGGAGCGGCAGGGGGGAGCGGGCUGUGGAGCUACGGGCCUGCCGCAGUGGUGGAUCCAGCAGCGCCCGUGCUGGCCGUGCCGGGCUAGGGGCUAGAGCGAGCAGCAGAGGGCAGAGGUAGGAACCCAGCCACGAGGCUGCACCAGCUGCACGUGCACGUGUGUGUUGGGUCAAGGCGCUGAAGAGGGGACACGGCGCAUGCGCUUUCAAGUCGCGGGCCGUGGUCGGUGCCGUACAUGUUGGCGUACCGGACGUGCGUGUGCCGUACCUUUGUUGGCACCCGGGUUGUUUUGAGCCACGUGCUUGCAAGGCGAUGCAGCACAGGGGUCGUAUCUUGUUUUUGGGGUAAUGUCUAGCUCCAGACAAAAACGGCCGGGUGGCCGCCGUCUUUUGUCUGGGCACAUGGCGGUUUGGGGGCUUCUCCAUAGGAAUUCGGACAAAACCCGCCCCAAACCCGGGCCAACAAAGUCUCGCCCCAGACAUUAGCCCCCGGGAGGAAUGUCUAGGAAACGGCCAAAAUGGCCAAUUAAUGUCUGGAGACAUUAAGAUAGGAGCCC
Messenger RNA from Chlamydomonas reinhardtii, 2177 nucleotides. RefSeq lists its product as uncharacterized. Gene Ontology annotation, cellular component: proteasome regulatory particle, base subcomplex. The coding region runs from base 211 to 1401 and encodes 396 amino acids. The transcript is spliced from 13 exons. Gene Ontology annotation, biological process: proteasome-mediated ubiquitin-dependent protein catabolic process. NCBI's taxonomy places the organism in Eukaryota, Viridiplantae, Chlorophyta, Chlorophyceae, Chlamydomonadales, Chlamydomonadaceae. Gene Ontology annotation, molecular function: ATP binding; ATP hydrolysis activity; proteasome-activating activity. The record is from RefSeq and is a predicted model, not a curated record.